Molecule: messenger RNA, 2745 nt
Organism: Scaptodrosophila lebanonensis
Lineage: Eukaryota; Metazoa; Arthropoda; Insecta; Diptera; Drosophilidae
Gene: Smox
Product: mothers against decapentaplegic homolog 3
Exons: 2
Coding region: 963-2447 (494 amino acids)
Biological process (GO): cell differentiation; regulation of transcription by RNA polymerase II; SMAD protein signal transduction
Cellular component (GO): heteromeric SMAD protein complex
Molecular function (GO): I-SMAD binding; RNA polymerase II cis-regulatory region sequence-specific DNA binding; DNA-binding transcription factor activity, RNA polymerase II-specific
Source: RefSeq, a predicted model, not a curated record
UAUGCGCAAUUGUUUCGUAUUUGCCAAAUGCAAUAUUUCAAUUAGAAAAGUGAAGUGCGUAAUUACGGUAAUUGAUUAUAUUGGCGAUACUGCAAAUGCAGAGUCUUUGAAUCGAACUGUAAAUAAACAAGAAGGAAAAAAUUGCGAGACCUUCAGACAAAAGAACAAAUACCCACACACACAUACACCUAAUAAGAGCUUGUGUGUAGGCUACAUGCCAGACAUAGGUGCAGUAUUUAUAUUUUAUAUACCCAAUAUCAAUACAAACUGCUAUAAGCAACAGUAGCGCCACAAGCAAGCUAUAUACAUACAUACAUACAUAUGUGCUGAAAACAGCUGUGGAAAGGGACUAGAAAAGUAUCCCAUAAAGUGCGAAAGGUCAGCAGCUGCGGCAGGCGCAGACGACGGCAUUUCUUACUGUGUGUGUAUGUGUUGCGUCUAGCUAUCACUUUCUGACGCGCGCACACGCACCGUCGCAACGGCAGGCGAGUGUGUGGCAAAUUUAAAUCAGCGCUACCUCCUACAGCACCCCACCAACGUACUAUAACACACUACAGACAAGCCAGACAGAGCAGCACAGCGCAAUAAAACUGGACGUGCGUGUAUGUGUGUUGUUGUUAUUGCCGUCUGAAGACUUGCCGGUGCCGGUUGCUGUUUACAUGUGGAAGCUAUUCGUACACAGAAACGCUCACAACGCGCACCGAAGAAUUAAACAUACCAUAUAAGAAAGCAUAUUCAACGGAUAUCAUCAGCCAAAGCUAGUGCUAAGAACUAUAGUACAACUAUAACAAGAACAGCAGUCGCACCAGAAUCGGAUCAGAAGAGAGAGAGCCAGUGUUAUCAAAAUUGCUGAGACAUUUUAAACUCUAAUACGUCUCUGUUAUUGGCAUUGCUGUGGCUGCUCUGCUUGCUACAUCAUCGGAGUUUGUUUUGGGCGUGGCCUAGUGUCCACCUUCCGUGAGAUGUUGCCUUUCACCCCUCAAGUGGUCAAACGUUUGUUAGCACUCAAGAAGGGCAACGAGGACAAUACCAUUGAGGGCAAGUGGUCCGAGAAGGCAGUAAAGAAUCUGGUGAAGAAGAUAAAAAAGAACGCGCAAUUGGAGGAGCUAGAACGUGCCAUCUCCACACAGAAUUGUAACACGCGCUGCGUGACUGUGCCGCGCAGUAAACCGGCGGCCACUGGCGAGAGCCUACGUAAAGGGCUACCGCACGUCAUCUAUUGUCGUCUGUGGCGCUGGCCGGACCUGCAAUCGCAGAAUGAAUUAAAGCCGCUGGAUCACUGCGAGUACGCGUUCCAUUUGCGCAAGGACGAGAUUUGCAUUAAUCCGUACCACUACAAAAAGAUUGAGCUCUCAAUAUUAGUUCCCAAGUCACUGCCAACGCCGCCUGACUCCAUUGCCGAUUACCCGUUGGAUAACCACACACAUCAAAUACCAAGUAAUACCGAGUACAAUGCUGCGAUAAUACGCAGUGCAUCCUUGAGUCCCCCACAAUAUAUGGAAUUAGGUGGCGGCAGCAGCAGCAGCGGCCGCACCAACAGCCACAACAACGCCACAGCAACGGCCACGGCCGGCACCUAUCAACAACAACAACAACAGCAGCAACAACAACAGCAUCUGCAGCAGCAGCAGCACUCACCACUCUCCUUCUCAAUUGGUGGUCAGAGCCUAUCGGGCGCCUGCAACAUGGACUCGCAGUCUAGUGUGCUCAGCGUGGGCAGCAGCAUUCCCAACACGGGCACCCCACCGCCUGGCUACAUGAGCGAAGAUGGUGACCCCAUCGAUCCUAAUGACAACAUGAACAUGUCGCGGCUAACGCCGCCUGCAGAUGCCGCGCCAGUUAUGUACCAUGAGCCCGCAUUUUGGUGCUCCAUCUCGUACUACGAGUUAAACACGCGUGUCGGCGAAACUUUCCACGCCUCCCAACCCUCUAUAACCGUGGAUGGCUUCACUGAUCCGUCCAACUCGGAGCGCUUCUGCCUCGGACUUUUGUCCAACGUCAAUCGAAAUGAGGUGGUCGAGCAGACCCGUCGCCAUAUUGGCAAGGGUGUACGUCUCUAUUAUAUUGGCGGCGAGGUGUUCGCCGAAUGUCUCAGCGACUCGUCCAUAUUCGUGCAGAGCCCGAAUUGUAAUCAGCGCUAUGGCUGGCAUCCGGCCACCGUCUGUAAAAUACCACCCGGCUGCAACCUAAAGAUCUUCAACAACCAAGAGUUUGCCGCGCUUCUGUCGCAGUCCGUUUCGCAGGGAUUCGAGGCGGUCUAUCAGCUCACUCGCAUGUGCACCAUUCGCAUGUCCUUUGUGAAGGGUUGGGGAGCCGAAUAUCGUCGCCAGACUGUCACUUCGACACCUUGCUGGAUUGAGCUUCAUCUGAACGGUCCGCUCCAGUGGCUCGAUCGCGUGCUUACCCAAAUGGGUUCGCCCCGCUUGCCCUGUAGCUCCAUGUCUUAAAGAGUCGCAACGCGUACAGGCGGCCAAGAGACAAACACAGUGAAAAAUAUAUAUAAAAACAAAACAAAAAACGAAGAAAAGAAAACCAACAAACAAUUUUUGUAUUGCAAAACGAAAAAGAAACCCUUUACAAAGCAGAGUAAUUGCAACAAAAGAAGUGAGAGCAACAAAAACAAAAACAAAAACAACCACAAACAAAUUAACAAAACAAAAUUUCAGAGAGCACAUAAAAAUAAGUUCAGGCAAGUUAUAUACAUACAUAAUUGUAGGAGAUGCAGACAGAUACAUAUAUCUAUAU